Molecule: messenger RNA, 411 nt
Organism: Symbiodinium sp. CCMP2456
Lineage: Eukaryota; Dinophyceae; Suessiales; Symbiodiniaceae
Source: the annotation of a GenBank genome assembly
GAGCAGCUGGAGAUCAAGCAAGUCUUGAACGAGGUAGAUGAGGACGGGACUGGCACCCUCAGCUGGUUCAAAUUCACCUACGUGGUGCAGCUGUGCCAGGAGAGGUUGGAAAGGCUGGUGCGCAUCGAUGAGGAGCGCUAUGCCAUGGCCCUGGGCUUCAGCGAGGAGCGUUUUCGCGAGCUGCGCAAGGUCUUCUUGGACCACAAGAACGAAGCCUGCGUGCUGCACAUCAAGGAGCUGAGAAGCGUCAUGAAUGCGCUGCAGAGACCGUACUCCUCAGAAGAGCUGCUGCGGCUCUUCCAAGCCUUCUCGACUUCGGAAGGACAUUUCGAUCUCCGCUGCCUCAUCAGGCUCCUCUGCGCCAUUGAGAUCCAGCGCACGGAGGGUCAGCUGCCUCAAGACCGGCUAAAG